Messenger RNA from Daktulosphaira vitifoliae (grape phylloxera), 625 nucleotides. RefSeq lists its product as uncharacterized. The record is from RefSeq and is a predicted model, not a curated record. Bases 124 to 507 code for a protein of 127 amino acids. The transcript has 2 exons. Lineage: Eukaryota; Metazoa; Arthropoda; Insecta; Hemiptera; Phylloxeridae.
UGAUAAAAUAGAAGACGUUUUGAGAUCAUAGUAUAUUAAAAACUUUGUUUUGAUUGCAUUUUAGAAGUACAAAAUAGAUUAAUAUUAUUAACAAUAAUUACGUAUUUAAUGUUUUGUCUGUGAAUGUUUAAAAUAAUGUUGCAGAAACAUUUUUGGAGAAUUUUUGCUUCUCCAAAUGCUGGAAGCUUGAUUAAUAACAGAAGGAGCAAAUUUAUAUCACCAAAUCUAUGUCGUUUUUAUGCAAAAACCAAUGAUGAUAUUGAUACUGAACUAAAUAAACCAGUAAAGUAUACUGCUAGUCCUGCUUAUGAAUGGAGAGCUUCACACUCGCGAAUUGGUAGUAAGGCAGAGUUUGGACCAUGGUAUGAGCCUCACAUAGUGACAAUAAGUUUAUUAGUAUUUAUGGUUUACUUCUUUAUUCUUCGAGAAGAAAACGAUCUUGAUGCUUUAUUAGAAAAGCCUCUUAGUGAAUUAAAUUUAAAUCCUAGUGAUAAAAAAAAUAAUUGAAUAGUUUGUAUUUUAUUACUUAUUUUAGAGUAAAAAAUGUGUAAUUAAUUAAAUCUUAUUAGAAAUUUAUCAUUAUUAUAUCCUUAAAAUGUUUUGUUAAAUGAAAAAAUACUAAAAU